This is a messenger RNA of Monosiga brevicollis MX1, 1110 nucleotides long. RefSeq lists its product as uncharacterized. Gene Ontology annotation, molecular function: ubiquitin protein ligase activity. The record is from RefSeq and is a predicted model, not a curated record. Gene Ontology annotation, cellular component: cytoplasm; GID complex; nucleus. The coding region runs from base 1 to 1110 and encodes 369 amino acids. Lineage: Eukaryota; Choanoflagellata; Craspedida; Salpingoecidae. The transcript is spliced from 8 exons. Gene Ontology annotation, biological process: proteasome-mediated ubiquitin-dependent protein catabolic process.
AUGGGGUCGAAAUCGAAGACUCUCUCUCAUCGCCGACAGCGCCAGCGACGCUCUCGCUCUCGCUCUCUCUCUCUCUCUCUCACACACACGCUCUCUCUCUCUCUCUCUCUCUCUCUCUCUCUCUCUCUCUCUCUCUCUCUCUCUCUCUCUCUCUUGAUCAACCCGUGCCUCACGUCCCCGGGCUGCGGAUGCUUCUUUGCUUUGAGUAAACACUGGUGGGGAAAGCCGCGUGGCUUGACCAUACGCGAAAAGGCCUCCAACAUAAGGACAAACAUGGCGGCAGGCCCGGAAAAGGUGCUGGCCGCCCUGGAUGCCGUCAACUGUGAUCGGCUCAUGCAGCAGGCUCAGGAUCUCAGCAAUCUCAUCAACAAUAACAACAACACAGAACUGGCUGCCGCCUGCCUGGCCCUUCAAAAACAAGCCCGGUCCGUGCUCAAAAACACUGCCAAGGUCUCCCAGCUCAUCGACGAGAAAGAACGCGAUGACCUCACUCGCGCCGUUGUCGCCCAAAUGGCUGAGGAUGGCCUGGCUCACCUCGUCCAGGAGGUUGGCCUGAGUCGCUGCAUGAACGCCAUCGUCUUCAACAUGCCAGCUGAUGAACCCGACACGACCCUGUGCGAACCAGCCUCUGCCAUGCGUAUGCCUGCACAGUACUUCCCUUUCGCGCUGACUCGUCUCCGCUCCGAUCCCAUAUGCUACAGGGAUAGUCUUCAACAACGUCUCACCGGCCUCAGCCGCAAACAUGCCGGGCUGCCUGCCCAAAGCCAUUUGCGUGCCGCAUGUAGCACGGGUGCGAGCCUGUUGCCCCGCGUAUCCAAGUGGCAAACGCUCAUGGCCGCCAGCAAUCAAGAUACCGGCGCCUGGUCUGAUCUCCCAGAGAUGCCCAUUGGUCUCGACGUGGGUCAGGAUGUCUCGGCCCACUCAGUAUUUGUGUGUCCAGUUGCCAAAGUCAGUUCUUCAGAGGAGAACCCGCCUAUGCGCUUGUCCUGCGGUCAUGUCCUCUGUCAAGACUCCAUCAAGAGCAUGUGUCGUAUUCGUGCAAUGAUCAAGUGUCCCUACUGCCCGGAGCGCUGCACUUUUCUCGACUGUCAAGCCGUCUCAUUUGAGUAG